Salarias fasciatus (jewelled blenny) is the source of this 902-nucleotide messenger RNA. Its product is annotated as phosphatidylinositol transfer protein beta isoform-like. The record is from RefSeq and is a predicted model, not a curated record. The transcript has 11 exons. Gene Ontology annotation, biological process: phospholipid transport. Gene Ontology annotation, molecular function: phosphatidylinositol binding; phosphatidylinositol transfer activity; phosphatidylcholine intramembrane carrier activity. Bases 86 to 901 code for a protein of 271 amino acids. Gene Ontology annotation, cellular component: cytoplasm. NCBI's taxonomy places the organism in Eukaryota, Metazoa, Chordata, Actinopteri, Blenniiformes, Blenniidae.
GCUCGUCGGGCGAUGACGUCAGCAGCAGCGGCGGCGGCUAGGUGUCUCCGAGCAGUAGCGGGUGAACGACGCGGAACAAGUUACGAUGGUCCUCAUCAAAGAGUACCGUGUGGUUUUACCAUGCAGUGUGGAGGAGUAUCAAGUGGGGCAACUGUUUUCUGUGGCUGAGGCCAGUAAGAACGAGACGGGAGGUGGCGACGGCAUCGAGGUGCUGAAGAACGAGCCCUACGAAGAGAAUGGAGUGAAAGGACAGUACACACACAAAAUCUACCACCUCAAGAGCAAAGUCCCAGGCUGGAUCGACCGCUUAUCUCCUAAAGACUCUCUGGUAUUUCAUGAGAAAGCUUGGAAUGCGUAUCCGUACUGCAGAACCAUUGUGACGAAUGAGUACAUGAAAGACAAUUUCUUCAUUAAAAUUGAGACUUGGCACAAACCAGACCUUGGCAACGCAGAAAAUGUGCACAAUCUAGACAGUGAAACAUGGAAGAAUGUUGCUGUUGUGCCAAUCGACAUCGCAGACAGAAGUCAAGUGUCUGCUUCUGACUACAAGAUGGAAGAGGAUCCCGCCCUGUUCAAGUCGGUGAAGACGGGCAGAGGACCUCUUUCACCCAUCUGGAAGCAAGAGCUUGUUAGUAAUGCUGAUUGCCCAAAGAUGUGCGCCUACAAACUGGUGACGGUGAAGUUCAAGUGGUGGGGCCUGCAGACCCGAGUGGAGAGCUUCAUUCAUGAGCAAGAGAAGAGGAUCUUCACUAACUUCCACCGCCAGCUCUUCUGCUGGAUCGACAAGUGGGUGGACCUGACGAUGGAGGACAUCCGACGGAUGGAGGCGGAGACGCAAGCCGAGCUCGACCAGCUUCGCGUGAAAGGUGACGUUCGAGGAACCAGCGCUUCAGACAAAUGAA